UGGCUCGUUAAUCAAUUCUGGUUUUAUUUCGACUCUUUUUGUUUCAUUCAUUUUAAACAAGAAUCAUUUCAAAAACAAUAAAAAAAAUGAUAGCAAAAAGUUCCGAUUAUCGUCGGCCAAAAUUUUUCAUUCAUUGUUGGAAUAUUAAUUCCUUAAUACUAAUGAUGAUGAUGAUGAUGUUUUUGAUGCCAUCAUCUGUCACAAUGAAAUCAGACAGCAUAAAAAUGGAAGUUGAUAAUGUUGGCAGUAUUACAAGCGAUAAUCCAAAUGAAACUUGUUUAUCAACUUUUAAAAUGCAAAUGAUAUUAUUGUUGGAUAUUAUGGGCUUAUUAUGUUUAUUAUGGAUAAUUUUCGGUAAACAUCGUCGACCAGAAUUGAAACAAUCAUUGCGUACAUUACAAACAUCAAUGAAAACGGCGGCUACGGCUGCUGCACAACAAGGUGGACAAUUAAUGACGACUGUUUCACAGAAUACACCAGAUUCAAUUAAAUCAGGCAUUAAUCGUGCACAAAAAGUAAUUGUUUCAGGUGCAGGAACAUUGGCAAAUGAAGCCGGACAUGUUGUCAAACAAGUACAAACUCAAGUGUCUCAGGUUGCUAGUUCCGCUGGUGUUGUUUCUCAACCUAAAGAAAAACAAGCACCGCCAACUAAACAAGCACCGCCAACUAAACAACCCAAUUGAAAUUGUUGCAAAUGAAAUGAAGAGAAAACGCAAAUAGAGAAGGGAAAAUUUUUAUUGAUUAAAACUGAAUUUCAUGUAUAAAAAUUAAUUAU
Molecule: messenger RNA, 775 nt
Organism: Dermatophagoides pteronyssinus (European house dust mite)
Lineage: Eukaryota; Metazoa; Arthropoda; Arachnida; Sarcoptiformes; Pyroglyphidae
Source: RefSeq, a predicted model, not a curated record